UUUAAAUCAGAACGGUUACGGGAAUCGAGAAGCGACGGAGCGACGUCACCGCCGCCGAUCGUCACCGUUAACAAAAAGUGUCAACCGAGUGCUGGCAGCGCUUCAAUUCAGCGUGCGCCGCUUAACGGUAACGGUCCUGCGACGCGAUCGCUCAGCCUUCUACAAAUUCGGGAUUUUUUUUGUCUAACCAAAAAACGCAAAAACACGAAACGCAACGAAAACUAACGGUUCUACUGAGUGUUUUUUUUUUACAACAAUUUUUAAUCGUAGUGCGACAACCCGACGAGCAUGUCGCCGAAUCGAUGGAUUCUGCUGCUCAUCUUCUACAUAUCCUAUCUGAUGUUCGGGGCGGCCAUCUAUUAUCAUAUUGAACACGGCGAGGAGAAGAUAUCGCGAGCCGAAGAGCGCAAGGAGCAAGUUGAUAUCAACGCCUUUCUGCUGGAAGAGCUAUCCGACAAGAACAGUAGCACACAGAACGAGAUUCUUGAAAGGAUCUCGGAUUAUUGUGGCAAGCCAGUGACCCUGCCGCCGGCACACGAUGAUACGCCCUACACGUGGACCUUCUACCAUGCCUUCUUCUUUGCCUUCACCGUCUGCUCAACAGUGGGAUAUGGCAACAUAUCGCCAACCACCUUUGCCGGACGGAUGAUCAUGAUUGCGUACUCGGUGAUUGGAAUCCCUGUCAAUGGAAUCCUCUUUGCCGGUUUGGGUGAAUACUUUGGACGUACGUUUGAAGCUAUAUACAGGCGUUACAAGAAGUACAAGAUGUCCACGGACAUGCAUUAUGUUCCACCACAACUGGGACUAAUAACCACGGUGGUGAUCGCCCUGAUACCAGGAAUAGCUCUCUUUCUCCUCCUCCCCUCGUGGGUGUUCACCUACUUUGAGGACUGGCCCUAUUCCAUUUCACUGUAUUACAGCUAUGUGACCACGACCACUAUCGGUUUUGGUGACUAUGUGCCUACCUUUGGAGCCAACCAGCCUAAGGAGUUUGGCGGCUGGUUCGUGGUCUACCAGAUCUUUGUGAUCGUUUGGUUUAUUUUCUCCUUGGGCUACCUGGUCAUGAUAAUGACAUUCAUCACUCGGGGACUCCAGAGCAAGAAACUGGCGUACUUGGAGCAGCAGUUGUCCUCCAAUUUGAAGGCCACUCAAAAUCGUAUCUGGACUGGUGUCACCAAGGAUGUGGGCUACCUUAGGCGUAUGCUCAACGAGCUCUAUAUCCUCAAAGUGAAGCCCGUGUAUACCGACAUAGAUAUCGCCUAUACACUGCCACGAUCCAAUUCGUGCCCGGAUUUGAGCAUGUACCGCGUGGAACCGGCACCCAUUCCCAGCCGAAAGAGAGCCUUCUCCGUCUGUGCCGACCUGGUUGCUGCACAAAAGGAAGCUGGCAUGGUGCACGCCAAUUCCGAUACCGAGCUAAGCAAACUGGAUCGCGAGAAGACCUUCGAGACGGCGGAGGCGUACCGCCAGACCACCGAUCUGCUGGCCAAGGUAGUCAGUGCUUUGGCUACGGUAAAACCACCGCCGGCAGAGCAAGAGGAUGCUGCCCUCUACGGGGGCUAUCAUGGCUUCUCCGACUCACAAAUUCUGGCUAGCGAAUGGUCCUUCUCGACAGUUAAUGAGUUCACCACUCCGCGACGACCUCGAGCCCGGGCAUGCUCUGAUUUCAACUUGGAAGCUCCUCGCUGGCAGAGUGAGAGACCACUUCGUGCCAGCCACAAUGAAUGGACUUGGAGCGGCGACAAUCAACAGAUCCAGGAGGCUUUCAACCAACGCUACAAGGGCCAGCAGCGACCCAAUGGAGCAGCCAACUCUACCAUGGUUCAUCUGGAGCCAGAUGCCCUGGAGGAGCAGCUCAAGAAACCAUCGCCAGGUGCGGGUCGCGUCAAGAAGUUCUCCAUGCCGGAUGGCCUGCGUCGUCUGUUUCCGUUCCAGAAGAAGCGACCUUCGCAGGAUCUGGAACGAAAGUUGUCCGUGGUGUCCGUGCCCGAGGGUGUCAUAUCGCAGCAGGCCAGAUCUCAGCUGGACUACUACAGCAAUACAAUCACAGCAACUUCAAGUCAAUUGCAUAUACGCAACGGUCGUGGUCCUCCACCGCCCUUCGAAUCCAACGGCAGUUUGGCCAGCGCCGGCGGCGGCCUGACCAAUUUGGGCUUCCAGCUGGAGGAUGGGGCAACUCCACCAUCGGCUUUGGGCGGCGGAGCCUAUCAACGCAGGGCGGUGGCCGGAAAACGGCGACGCGAAAGUCUCUACACCCAGAAUCCAGAGCCAUCCGCUCGCCGGGGUAGCAUGUAUCCACCGACCGCUCAAGCCCUGGCCCAGAUGCAGAUGCGUCGCGGCAGCCUGGCCACCAAUGGCUCUGGAUCCGCGGCCAUGGCAGCAGUGGCCGCUCGUCGCGGUAGCCUUUUCCCGGCUACAGCAUCGGAAUCCUCGAUGGUCUCGGCACCGCGUCGCAGCAGCAUAUUCUCGGUUACCUCCGACAAGGAUAUGAAUGUGCUGGAGCAGACCACCAUCGCAGAUUUGAUCCGCGCUUUGGAGGUGGUCCACACCCAUGCCGUGCUGGAUGAACAGCAACAGGCGGCAGCGGCUGGAGGAGCAGCCGGUGGAGGAGGAGCAUUAAAGGGUAGCCGAAAGCAGCGCAAGAUGGGCAAUGCUGGACUGGAUCCACCACAGCUACCGCCUAUCCUGUCACUUUUUGCUGGCGAUCAAACAAGGACACUGCAGGCGGCAGCAGCCAAUCGUCUGUAUGCCCGUCGGUCCACCAUUGUAGGUAUAUCGCCGACAGGUGGAUCUUCCGGACCGACAGCAAGAUCCCUCCUGGAGCCACCACCCAGCUACACCGAAAGAGCCGGAAGUCAGAGCCAGCUGACAGCUGCAAACCCCGUUACCGGACCACCGAUUGCCCCAACUGGUCAGAGCAAGUUCCGUCGUCGUUUCAGCGUUAGACCAACAGCUCUACAGAUUCCACCUGGUCAGGCGCCGCCGCCAGGUGCCAGUUUAAUUGAGCAUUCCUCGCAGACUGCUCUGCAAAGACGCCUCUCGCUGCGCCCUUCGCCACUGGCUCGCGAAUUGUCACCAACCUCACCGCCAGGUGGAAGUGCCUCUGGUGCAGGAGCCACCGAUGAGUCCGGAGGAACGUCCGCCCAACGGCUGCUACCACUGCCCGCCGGAACGAGACCCAGCACUAGCAGCACCCACUCACCGCUCUCGAGGAUCGUACAGAUCUCGCAGGCACAGCGCAAGAGCAGCAUGCCGGCUGCGGGAUCAAGUGCCGGUGGAACGAGUGGAGCCAGCAGUGAGAAGUAGUUAGUUUCAUACUCCGUUAGAUGUAUUGCCAACUCGUUUAUGUCCAUGUCCAACGGGAUUGCUUCACCAUCUUUUUUUUUUAUCCCACUUAGUUGAUAAGGCUGCCAAAAGUCCUUAGUUGUUAUGCUAAUGUUAUCCGUAACCUAUUUACAUACGUAUAUCCAGUUAUCCUAGUGUUAUGUAUUUCUAAAAUUAUCUCUCUAUUGUUAUUCUGUAUUUAUACCAAUCUAUAUCCUAAUCUAUCUAAAUAUUCCUCCAUGUAUAUUGCUAAGAAGGGGCUUAUAUGAACAAAACCAUUCGCGUGUUUUCAAGCAUUCAAUUGGGACAGAAAAAGAGUCUCCAUUCGAAUGUAGUUUCAUUUAGCUCUUAGAGUGACUUCAUUCCAUAAUCAUUCCACAUGCUGUUAUACAAUAAAGAUAAUCUGCAAAAAUA
Drosophila eugracilis is the source of this 3738-nucleotide messenger RNA. It is a transcript of the gene Ork1, whose product is annotated as open rectifier potassium channel protein 1. The transcript has 7 exons. The coding region runs from base 289 to 3306 and encodes 1005 amino acids. Lineage: Eukaryota; Metazoa; Arthropoda; Insecta; Diptera; Drosophilidae. Gene Ontology annotation, cellular component: membrane. The record is from RefSeq and is a predicted model, not a curated record. Gene Ontology annotation, molecular function: potassium ion leak channel activity. Gene Ontology annotation, biological process: potassium ion transmembrane transport; stabilization of membrane potential.